This is a messenger RNA of Rhagoletis zephyria (snowberry fruit fly), 330 nucleotides long. NCBI's taxonomy places the organism in Eukaryota, Metazoa, Arthropoda, Insecta, Diptera, Tephritidae. The record is from RefSeq and is a predicted model, not a curated record.
AUGGCCGAUCCACGAGUGAAUCAGAUUCGCAUCAAGACCGGCGUUCUGAAGCGUCUGGUCAAGGAGAAGAUUGCCUACGAGAAGGAGCUGGAACGAGAGAAACAGCGUCUGGAGAAGAUGAAGGAAGAGGAGCGAGAUGUCUACGAGACCAACAAGCAGCAAGAGGUGAUCAACGAAACCAUCAUGCUCCUGCCUGAUUGCCAGCGACGUAUAAACGCUGCUUAUGAGGAUCUCCAGAAGCUGGUCAAGGAAUCCGAGUUUGAUCUGGUGGAAAAUGAGAUCUUCACUUCCGCCAAGGGACUCUUGCAAGAGGUGCAGAUCUCCGCCUAA